AUGCCCGGUGACUCUGUGAUACUUGAAUAUCUUUCUAUAUUCAUAGCACCUCAAGGUAGAGGUGUGCUGCGGGCCGCACACCCAUUGCCCGGCCUCGAUUUACGAUGUAAUUGGGCCAAGCGCGGUGGCAGCCAAGCCGGCCAAGAGGAGCCUCCCUCCCAUCCACCCCCAUGGUCACCACCACCACCACCACCCAUUUGGCAUCCCACCCCCCAGACGUCGGGAAAUGAGAUGGCAUACGAGGUCUGGACCGUCGAACGGGCUCCGUUUCUCUCUUUGGUUCAUAUUUCCUUCUCCUGGUCAGGGGAUGUCACGUCCCCGCUGAAGAAGCGAGAGGAGACUGGAGAAAGAGUGGGUAUUGGGAGAAGCUUGGACCCGAGUAAGAGAACUCGCAACAUGAUCUGGAAACUGGUGACGGGAACAGACGGCUUCGUGUUCGGUGUCGCGCCGUCGGACGCCGUUGUUCGGCAGGCUUGGGAUGUGUGUGAACUCAUUCGCUCACUGGUACGGAGUAGUUGUGCGCGAUUUCAUACGGAGGCAAAGACUUCUGGAAACCCCGAUCGUGUUACCUCCGUCUGGACACAAACGAUCUCUCCAAUGCAGACUCAUCAGCGGAGCGAAUCCAGGUACGCGACGAAUCAUGAGGUUGCUGUACCUGGCGCUAGACGUAAGACGGGCAAACAGAGUUCAACGGCACAGGUCACCGACCGGAUCAGGAAGACGGCGAGGAAAAAAAUCUUGGAAGGGGGUGAGCUGAGAGUGGAGAACGCGCGUCCGUUGUUUAUUCUGGUUUAUGCAUGUUCAUCCCAUUCGUUCAGAGAAAAGUCUGAUUUGUUUACUUUGGCAUUGUGUUGGAAAGGCGAGUGGCAGUGCAAUUGCGGCGGCCACAGGCCUGACCUGACCUUGUUGGUGAUCAUCCAAGAAUUCAAGAUGCAGGGCCGGGUUUGCGUGCCUAGUGCAUACUUCAAUCUCGUUCGGGUAUUUUUGGCAACUCUGUAUUUCGGGGCGCGGCGGGACGAGACUUUUGACGUUUCUGCGGGCCUUGUGCUCGUGAUGCAAUUGCACUCCUUUGCAUUGUUUAUGCCGGACAGCGGCACGAUGAACAUUAUACCACCGUUUCGACUUUUGCAUGUUUUAUGCCAAGACAUUUCCCCUAAUUUGUGCAUUUGGCACGUUGUGAACCGGCUGCGGUUUGGCGGGCACAUUGGCGGAAAGUAUCCCCCAUCCGUCGGGUCUCAGCCGCAACGGACCAACGGCUUUAUGAGCCAACAGUUCAACAUGUACGUGAGGAUAUCGCGAUAUCCAACAGGUGAUGGUGGCGCAUUCUCACGCAGCCUGCUGCGUUCGCGAUACACAGAAUGUACUACAGAGGCCGCCCGCUGGCAUGAACGUAGCCCUUUGGCACCGCGACGUCGCGCCCAGGUUCUUCCCAGGACGGCCGCGGGCCUCGACGGGAUGCCGAAGCUUCUUCCCGCGCGCUUCCGGAGCCGCCGCGUCAACGCCAUCGUCUCGGCAGUGUCAUCUCCUACGGAAAGGCUACGGUACACACUUUUCGCAUUGCAUGUUCACAUGCUUCCCCGGCUCUCACCGGCAUCCGCAAUCGCAUCGAGGACCUUCCUCGGAGCGAGCAUCGUCACGGAAGGGUGGCCGAGUUGGUUAUGGCGCCAGGUUAAGGUCAGCUUAACAUCUGUUUCCUGGUGGGGCAACCCGCGCGAGUUCGAGUCUCGUCCCUUUCAUUUUGCGUUUUUUGGCAUUGAUUAUUACAUGUGGCAUGUGACUUCGCGUUUUGUCUUGCGGUUGACUGGCCGUUAUGAUGGCAAAAUAUUUGACCAGGUUUUGCGCCUCAGCGCCGGCAACUCCAAGACGAUAAUGAUCAACCUUGACCUUGAUACCCGCAGUCAUCAUUCCCAAUCACCCCUUCGAGACCUGUCAUCGCCCUUCAUCCCCUUCAGUUUGUUCAGCUUCAGUGCCCGGCCUGGAUGA
Messenger RNA from Colletotrichum lupini, 1983 nucleotides. RefSeq lists its product as uncharacterized. The record is from RefSeq and is a predicted model, not a curated record. Bases 1 to 1983 code for a protein of 660 amino acids. NCBI's taxonomy places the organism in Eukaryota, Fungi, Ascomycota, Sordariomycetes, Glomerellales, Glomerellaceae. The transcript is spliced from 13 exons.